GUUUAUGAUAUCAGAUAAAACUCAAGAUCCGCUUGCGAUGCCUAGUCACGUGUUCAAUGGAUUUUUAUUGUCACUCUCCUCAUUAACAUUGAGAAUAUUCGCCGGAUGUCUAAUGUUCACAUUGUCCUUUUACAAUGUAUGAUUCCCGAAUUUUCAGUCACUGUUUUAUUGCUCUCAUUCCACAUUUAUACAUUCGCUUCGAUUAGCAUAUACCCAUGACUUUAAGGUUAAUCAUUUUCUGUGCAUCCACAACAUCAAGUGGUCUCUUAGUUUGUGACGGCUAAUUGAAGUGGAAUACCUCUAGUGAUUGUCUUUCGGAUUUUGAAUAAUGUCGAAGCUCAAAGGGUUGGAGUUAAUUAAAGUUCUAGUCGAAAGAUCGCUCAAAGCUAAAUCGUUUGAUGUUACGUCUGUCGGAGGGAUGAAAUUUUUGUCUGCUGGGGAUGGCCACUGCAAAGCAGAAUUCACAGUCAGUGAGGAUCAGCUAAAUUCGGCUGGAACGUUACAUGGAGGAUGCUCAGCAACGAUAAUCGACUGUAUAUCGACCUAUGCUCUGAUGACAAAGGCAGGAUCACCCGGAGUCUCUGUUGACCUGAACGUCUCAUUCCUAAGAGCCGCUCUCCCAGGGGAAGUUAUCUUAGUAGACGCCAAAACAAUUAAAGCUGGAAAAACUCUGGCUUUCCUCGAGGUAGAAAUGCUAAAGAAAGAGGGUGGAGCAAUUGUAGCUCGUGGGCAGCAUACAAAAUUCAUAGGCUCAUGAACUUCAAUUGUUCCUGAAAUAAUAUGUACAUUGAGAAUGUACAUGUGUAGAAUGCAAUGUAAAAAUAGAGUUCAAAUUAUAGAAACGUCGAAUAACGAUUAAAUUAUUAAUUAUUAAUUGAAUCUACUUCAACAUAAUUCCAAGCCGGAUUACUUGAGGGUUUUGGUCUCGUUGUCUCGUCUCUGAAGGUGGAAGUCCGGUCCUAAAAGGAAUUUUGAUGGUAAUGAUUUACCGACAGGCACAUUUACCAUUGUAGUUCAUGCGCCACCGCUACGAAAUUUUACUGCUGUAGCCGCUCCAUAAACGUUAGCAAUCUUUUCGAUAACAUUUGAUAUGAGCGAUAAAUUCAAUAAAUUUUGUUCUUUA
This is a messenger RNA of Diachasmimorpha longicaudata, 1123 nucleotides long. Its product is annotated as acyl-coenzyme A thioesterase 13-like. The transcript has 3 exons. Gene Ontology annotation, molecular function: fatty acyl-CoA hydrolase activity. NCBI's taxonomy places the organism in Eukaryota, Metazoa, Arthropoda, Insecta, Hymenoptera, Braconidae. The record is from RefSeq and is a predicted model, not a curated record. Bases 329 to 757 code for a protein of 142 amino acids.